AUGGCCGGCACAACUGGACAAGAUCCAAAUUCUCUUAUCAACGGGAUGUUCAAUGACGCUCACCAUUCUAAAACAAACAUUCUCAACACCAAUGCAUCUUAUGGGUCUCUGAAUGACAACCUGACGAACGAAACUCUCCAAAUGACCAAAGCACCGAAUUCCGUCAAAAAAUCAUUGAGGCACGGUCGUCUUUUAGGUAUAAUGAUAGCGCUGUUAGCAUGCUCUACUAUUCUGGCAGGCAUUGUCAACAUAAUAUAUUCGACAUUGGCACUUGCUUCAAAUUCAUGGGGCUGUCUCAACUCUCCAGCUAACAUUUUCUCCCAAACUUUGGGUCCGAAUUCUGCACCCAUGGUCAUACUAAACUGGAUGUGGAUAAGCGUCGGAAUGUGGACAGCUAUAGCACCAUUAGUAGCGGGCUUAGCAUUGUACAGAAGUAAAAGAUCAAGAAAGAAAGGAGUGGCGGCAGAAUUCAAUCCAAACCUUCCUACCGAACUACAAAGUUCUCAAAACAACGACACAAAUGCGGUCUUCACAAGAAAAGAAGAUUUCAAUUUGAUAAGCUUAGAAACUCUUAGUAAUGUCUCAACGAAGACCUUGAAUCAAAAUUCCUACUAUUGCACAAGUAGUGGUAACGCCGCAAAAUUCAUCCUCCCAAUCAUCGUGCUGUCACUGGCUGUCCUUCAAUUCGUUCUCAUCUUAUUGUCUUGGUACAAAUCUAAGAACGCUUCAGAAGCUCAAUAUCAAUACAUUGGCAGCACUUUCACUGUUUAUGAAGUUUUUGAGGCACAAAACAACCAACCACUAUUAAUAAAGAAACUGCCUCCCAGACCGAUUGUUAAAGUUCCAUACUUUGUAAAAAAGCCGGUUAGAAUGCUAUUUACACCGCACAGGCAUGGAAAUAACUUGCGGAAAAAUCUUGCAAUCAAACAAAGAUAUUAUCCUCGCCUGGUGUAUGGAUCCACCUUUGGCAACAUGUCCAACACAUACACUCACAUGUACCUGCCUCCAGCCACAACAUUUCAAUAA
Helobdella robusta is the source of this 1026-nucleotide messenger RNA. RefSeq lists its product as hypothetical. The transcript has 6 exons. Lineage: Eukaryota; Metazoa; Annelida; Clitellata; Rhynchobdellida; Glossiphoniidae. The coding region runs from base 1 to 1026 and encodes 341 amino acids. The record is from RefSeq and is a predicted model, not a curated record.